Cynoglossus semilaevis (tongue sole) is the source of this 1659-nucleotide messenger RNA. RefSeq names its product cathepsin A (gene ctsa). Lineage: Eukaryota; Metazoa; Chordata; Actinopteri; Pleuronectiformes; Cynoglossidae. The transcript is spliced from 14 exons. Gene Ontology annotation, biological process: proteolysis. Bases 111 to 1535 code for a protein of 474 amino acids. The record is from RefSeq and is a predicted model, not a curated record. Gene Ontology annotation, molecular function: serine-type carboxypeptidase activity.
CACGAGUGUUGCCAGUGUCAUGUGACCACUGAUCGUUUACUGCCUUCAGCUGCGGCUGCCCCGACGAGAUACAGGAGUGAAUUUGCAGUGGCAGAAGUCUAAAAGUGACGAUGCAGGCAUUGUUGUUGUUGUUAUGUCACCUCCUGUUGUCAAUGCUGGACAUUGAUGCAGCGCCGGCAGCAGAUGAGAUCAACUUCCUGCCAGGUCUGCAUAAACAGCCAAACUUCAGGCAUUACUCCGGUUACCUGAACGUAGCAGAUGGGAAACACCUGCACUAUUGGUUCGUGGAGUCACAGAAUGACCCGUCCUCUGACCCAGUAGUGUUGUGGUUAAAUGGUGGGCCCGGGUGCAGCUCCCUGGAUGGACUCCUGACAGAACAUGGACCAUAUCUGAUCCAGGAUGACGGAGUGACUCUGGAGUACAACCCCUACUCUUGGAACACGAUUGCCAACAUGUUGUACCUGGAGUCUCCAGCAGGAGUUGGGUUCUCCUACUCUGACAAUAAAAACUAUACCACAAAUGACAAUGAGGUGUCGAUGAACAACUACCUGGCUCUGAAGAAGUUCUUUCAGCUGUUCCCCGAAUACAGCAAGAACCAACUGUUCCUCACAGGAGAAAGUUAUGGAGGAAUCUACAUUCCUACGCUGGCCGAGAGGGUGAUGGAGGACGAUGAGCUUAACCUCCAGGGAAUCGCGGUGGGAAAUGGUAUGUCCAGUUACCAAAUGAACGACAACUCCCUGGUGUUCUUCUCCUACUACCACGGUCUUCUGGGGACUGACCUGUGGACCAGACUGCAGACCUAUUGCUGCUCCAGUGGAAUCUGUGAAUUUUACAACAUCACGAACCAGAACUGCUCAGCCAGCGUGUCAGAGGUCUACGACAUUGUCUACAGUUCUGGACUCAACAUGUAUAAUCUCUACGCACCAUGUGCAGGAGGACUCGGUCAGAGACUGAGUGUUGAAAAGAGUCAGCUGGUGAUCAGAGAUAUGGGAAACUCAUUCCUCAAGCACCACUGGACCAGACAUUGGAACCAGAAACUUCGGGAAUUGGCUUCGCUCCCCCUGUCGGUGCAUCUGGAUCCACCAUGCACCAAUUCCACACCUUCCACCCUCUACCUGAACAACCCAAUUGUCAGGGCUGCCCUGCACAUUAACCCGAGGGCCCUCAACUGGAGCAUCUGCAGCUCUGACGUCAACCUGAACUACAGCCGAGUUUACACUGACAUGAAGAAACAGUAUGAGAAGCUGCUCGAUACCCUGAAGUACCGAGUUCUGGUCUAUAACGGUGACGUCGACAUGGCCUGUAACUUUAUGGGGGACGAGUGGUUCGUGGAGUCGUUGCAGCAGGAGGUGAAAGUGGAGCGCCGACCGUGGUUCUACAAUGACGACAGGGGGCGCCAGGUUGGUGGCUUCGUAAAGGAGUUUGAAAACAUGGCCUUUGUCACAGUCAAGGGUGCAGGUCACAUGGUUCCAUCUGAUAAACCAAUUGCAGCUCUGGACAUGUUCAAUAGCUUCAUCAAGAAAAUACCCUACUGACGUCUGAACCCUGCUACCUCCUGGCCAGUCAGAAGUGAAGCGUUGGCCCAUUGUGUUGUCAUAGAAACAAGCACUGCCAUUUGAAAAUUCACACAUCAAAAUAAAUUGUUUUAUUAAAAAAAAA